AGUUGUUGUUUCCAACUGCGUAUACCCCAGCUAGAAAUCAUGUAGGUUGUCGGUACCUGACGUUGGUCACUGUUAGAGUCGGGUAAAGUAGAUCUUAAAGAAGCCAUGGGCCAGAAACCUGAAGUCAAAAUAGACCCUGAGGACAACAAAACCGGAAAGACACGGUUCCAGCCUCGUUUCAGGAUCGCGCUGGGAUUGGCUGUGGCAUUGCUGCUUGUGACAUGCGCAGUGGCUGCAGCUGGGCUGAUGACGUACUUCCGGGGAAAAUGCGGAAACAACCGGUUCACCAUUAAGGCCUGCGUGAAUGGUCAGACGUUCACAGAGGAGGUAGAAGUGGACCGGGAGAACGGCAUGGUGGUGUACCGUGAUGACGUCAGCAAUGAACACGGGGAGAUCGUGCAAACCAAAGAGGGACUGACUGUGCUUUACUACGGAGGUAACUGUUACGUUUUGGAGGACGAAAGUAACAAUCAGACAGAUGGCUUUGACUUUGAUGCGGUGGAAGCUUCGAUGGAGUUCUUGGCUUAUAGCAGUGAGGUGCCACGUUUUGACGUUGACCAAGUCGUGUUCCUGAACCGGUCAGUUCCGGUAAGCCCUGAAGAUGACGUCAUCCUACGAUCACAGCUGCCACCUGUGUGUCAUGACGUCACUUUGUACCGGGUCCAAAAGGGGAAAGCUCGAGACCAGGGUUUGGACACCGAGCAGACGGAAGAGCGAUCUCACCAUCGCGCCAGGCGGGGCGAUCAGGAUAAUCCAUACUACGACCCAUAUAUGUUUCCCGACCACAACCUAAUCGGUAGAGUUGAUAUGGUUCUUUAUAGCGGACCAUGUGAAGACCAGUACCAAUGCUUUAGUGUCUGGGGGUUCUAUCAAUCAUCGCCCGAAGGGAUGAAAAAGUAUGGGUACCAUUGAAGUACGCUACGUACAAACCAAACCCCCAAAAAGAAGAGGUUAUAAAAUCUAUUAAACUACUACUAACGUUCACAUUAUUGCACACAACUUCUGCUUCACUGUAAAACCAUUAAAAGGUAUACAAUAGUUAGCUGCACAGCAUCACCGCAAACAACAAAAACCUAGCUGCCGUCCCCCAAUCAAACGUUUUCAUGCAUCAAGUAAAACUACACGUGCACGAACAGUACCGGUCGUCUGAUGCUCAUAGAGUAUUUGUUCUAUUAUGAACGGCAUAACGUCGCUAUUGCAGCUACUGUGAACCGGACGCUGAAGUGUACUGCAAUUUCGGAUCGGUAGGCGGAGCUUUUUUAAAAAUGUAAUAGAGCACGUUAAAAAAAUUAUUAGGCUUCAUAACACA
This is a messenger RNA of Branchiostoma floridae (Florida lancelet), 1309 nucleotides long. RefSeq lists its product as uncharacterized. The transcript has 6 exons. NCBI's taxonomy places the organism in Eukaryota, Metazoa, Chordata, Leptocardii, Amphioxiformes, Branchiostomatidae. The coding region runs from base 106 to 912 and encodes 268 amino acids. The record is from RefSeq and is a predicted model, not a curated record.